AUGGUCUCGCGCACGCUCGCCCCGUGGCGGCAGCUCAUGCUCCUCGCUCUGCUGCCGCACCUGUUCCUCAGCGCCACCGUCGUCGUCGCGAGGCAGCGGCAGUGCCUGUGGCCGGGCCAGGCGUCCGACGACGCUGGGUGUCUGAGCUGGCGCGUCAUGGUGGAGGCCAACAACGCCCGCGGGUGGAGCACGGUGCCCGCGCAGUGCGUCGGGUACGUCAACGGGUACAUGACCCGGGGUCAGUACCAGCGGGACCUGGCCAACGUCAUGGACCAGGCGUCCGCCUACGCCGAUGAGAUCGCCGACGACGCCGACGGCCUCGACGCCUGGGUGUUCGACAUCGACGACACCUGCCUCUCCAACCUGCUCUACUACGAGGCCAAGCAGUUCGGGGCGUACGACCCGUUGGCGUUCAAGGCUUGGGCGAGCAGGGAGGCGUGCCCGGGGAUACAUCCGGUGCUUGGGCUGUUCACGACGCUGCUGGACAAGGGCUUCAAGGUCUUCCUCCUCUCCGGGAGGGACGAGGAGACCCUGGGCUCGUGCACGGCAGCCAACUUGGAAGCAGAAGGGUUCUCCGGGUACGAGAGGCUCAUCAUGAGGACUCCGGAGUACCGAGGGCAGAGUUCGUCGAUCUUCAAGUCGGCGAUUAGGAGGCAGCUCGUGGACGAAGGCUACAGGAUCCGCGGCAACGUCGGGGACCAGUGGAGCGACCUGCAGGGCGACAGUGUCGGCGACCGCGUGUUCAAGAUACCCAACCCCAUGUACUUUGUCCCCUGA
Molecule: messenger RNA, 777 nt
Organism: Miscanthus lutarioriparius
Lineage: Eukaryota; Viridiplantae; Streptophyta; Magnoliopsida; Poales; Poaceae
Source: the annotation of a GenBank genome assembly